AGCGUAAUAUUUUUUCUACAAUUCUGAGGUGAAGACUUUGGAUCCCGACCAGUAUGUUAUGGACUUGAUAACGUUGUACGUGAGUCUGUGUUAUCAUGUGUCUCUGAACCCAAGGCUAAGUCACGUGGCGUGUCGCUGUGAUAUAUAUCAUGGUUAUGCGGCAACGAUUAUUGAUGUGAACUUAUGAACAUCUACAUCUACAUCCUGGGCAUAUGAAAAUGGUUCCACUCUAUCUAUGUUUCGCUGUUGCAACGCUCUGGUUGACCACCUCUGACGCUCAUUCUCCCCACGUCUAUUAUAUGGACGCAGAGUGCGGGUCCAGUAUAAGUGUCACGAAUGAUGUGAGAGUGCAGCUGGCGACCAACACCCACCUUCUCCCCAACUGGACAUGCUCCACAAGUCUGGAGGCGCAUACAGACGGUGACCAGUUGCUGGUCCGGAUCAGAAAUCUAAACACAUCACCGUCUGUUGACUGCAGUGAAAACAGUUUGAAGAUAAUCGAUACUGACGAACACAUAGAUAUAAACGGAGAGCACGGGGACUGUGGUUCCACACCACCAGUAAGGACUUUUGUCACCAAUGGAAGUUCAGUGACGUUUGUGUUCAACACAGAUGGCGCGAACCAGGAUGGCCAGUUCGACAUCCUCGUGACAUCCUUCAGUCUAUCUAUCAAUGGUACGUGCUCCAGUGAUCGCUUCCUGUGCGAUAACAGCCGGUGUGUGAGCUGGAGCGUCGCCUGUAACGGCUUCAACGACUGUGGCGACAACAGUGAUGAACUCGACGUUUGUGGUAUUGGGGUGGCCGCCAUAAGUGGAAUAGCCGUGGGAUCGUUUGUGUGCUUCGUCAUAUUGCUGCUUAUCAUCAUCAGUAGAGUAAGACGGAAGCGCUUCAGAAGACGUCAGGCCAGAAGAUCAACGGAUGUCCAGACCAAGCCUGGAUACGGAACCUUAUUUAACGGAUAAAAUCAGCCCACUGACCAGAAUACAGACUGAAUACAUGAACAGACACCAAGUUGAACUAGUUAUGGAAAUGACCAACGGCUGCCUGUGUACUGAGAAGAACAUCGAACAGUGGGCAGGUUCCUUGCAGAUCCUACAUAUGCAGCUGUCAUCACAGGAUUAGACUGCUGAUUGAGAAUAGGAACUGACCUUAUUAUGUCCAUACAUUGUGUGUGUGUAUGUGUGUGUGUGUGUGUGUGUGUGUGAGAGAGAGAGAGAGAGAGAGAGGGAGGUGUGUCUGUAUGUGUGUCGUUGUGUCUGCAUGUGUGUUCUUGCGUGUGAGUGCGUGUGCCUUUGUGUGUGAUGUUUACCUGUACAUAUCAACCUGUAUACAGUAAAAAUGUGAUACCGAA
Messenger RNA from Haliotis rubra (blacklip abalone), 1351 nucleotides. RefSeq names its product low-density lipoprotein receptor-related protein 12-like. Gene Ontology annotation, molecular function: protein binding. Bases 213 to 962 code for a protein of 249 amino acids. The transcript is spliced from 5 exons. The record is from RefSeq and is a predicted model, not a curated record. Lineage: Eukaryota; Metazoa; Mollusca; Gastropoda; Lepetellida; Haliotidae.